This is a messenger RNA of Suillus bovinus, 324 nucleotides long. RefSeq lists its product as uncharacterized. The transcript has 2 exons. The record is from RefSeq and is a predicted model, not a curated record. Lineage: Eukaryota; Fungi; Basidiomycota; Agaricomycetes; Boletales; Suillaceae. Bases 1 to 324 code for a protein of 107 amino acids.
AUGAAGGCCUUCGACGCAAAAUCAUCCUCCGGAACCCAACAUUUCCACUUCCGGACGCCCAAGGUGAUGCAACAUCAUUUUUGCUUCAUCAACCUGUCCCUCCGGGAUGGAGCCCAACCCCCCCCCAACCUCCAGGAUGAGUCUGCCAUCAACAGACUCAUAUUUGAGCUCAACCAAAUUCAUCCUGAGGUUUCACAGACGCCUGGCGAAAUUGUGAAACCGGAUGAUCUGGGAAAUCUUUUCCCAGAGUAUGAUUCAGUUGAAGAGAUGGAUGUUCAAGUGAAGGGUGAACCUUCUGGUGAGGAUGUUGACAUGACUACAUAA